Messenger RNA from Juglans regia (Persian walnut), 1817 nucleotides. RefSeq names its product phospholipase A1-Igamma2, chloroplastic-like. The coding region runs from base 50 to 1657 and encodes 535 amino acids. The record is from RefSeq and is a predicted model, not a curated record. The transcript is spliced from 2 exons. Lineage: Eukaryota; Viridiplantae; Streptophyta; Magnoliopsida; Fagales; Juglandaceae. Gene Ontology annotation, biological process: lipid metabolic process. Gene Ontology annotation, molecular function: glycerophospholipase activity.
UCGACCCAUUUUCUUGAUAACAAUAAUUUCAUAGACCCGAAGUCAAUCAAUGUUAGCCAUUUCUCUCUCUAGUACUGUCCUAAUUCCGGUGGCCUUCAGAACCAUUAUCAUGAAUAGUACCAAGAACCCCCUCCAAUCUAUAACUCAUUUUCCAGUACUACCAUUUGUAGGACAAAAAUCCCAUCAUGGAGUUUCGAACUUUGCCACAAAAAAACCAAAACAAUUCAAGGUACUCCCCAAAACUAGCGACUACGCAUCCUUAUCAACCAUUCCCACCGAGCUCGAGAAAAAGAGAUCAAUACAGCAAGUAGAACAAGAUGAAGAAGAACAUGAAAUAACCAUCCAAUUAUCGGCAGCUGAGCGCCAACUAGCUGAUUUCUGGCGUGAAAUCCACGGCCAAAACGACUGGGUUGACCUACUCAAUCCCAUGGACCGGCGUCUUCGAUCGGAGCUGAUCCGGUAUGGCGAAAUGGCACAAGCAUGUUACGACGCCUUCGAUUAUAACCUCUUUUCCAAGUACUGCGGCACCUGUAAGUACAUGCCAAGUGAAUUCUUCGACUCCCUAGGAAUGUCACAGCUCGGCUACGAUGUCUCUCGCUACCUGUUUUCGACCUCAAACACCAAUCUACCAAAUUUUUUCAGGAAUUCAGCUUCGCCUAAAGUGUGGAGCAAGCACGCUAAUUGGAUCGGAUACGUCGCCAUUUCAAACGACGAAACCUCCCGGCGCUUAGGCCGCCGUGACAUAACUAUUGCAUGGAGAGGCACAGUGACACGGCUGGAGUGGAUACAGGAUAUCAAGGAUUUCCUCGUGCCAAUUUCUUCGAAAAUCCCAUGCCCGGAUCCAACUGUGAAAGUCCAAACAGGGUUUUUAGACCUCUAUACAGACAAGGAAGAGGACUGCAAGUAUUGCAGGCUUUCAGCGAGAGAGCAGAUACUUUCCGAGGUCAGAAGGUUACUCGAUAUGUACGCAGACGAAGAAGUAAGCAUUACCAUCACGGGGCAUAGUCUCGGGGCUGCGUUGGCCAUUCUAAGCGCGUACGAUAUAGUUGGAAGGAGCUUGAAAGAUUUAGCCGCGGAUAGGCCGGCCGUGCCGGUGUGCGUGUUCUCGUUUGCGGGUCCGAGAGUAGGGAAUGUGAUGUUCAGGGAGAGGCUGGAGUCGACGUUGGGUUUGAAGGUGUUGAGGGUGGUGAAUGCUCACGACGUGGUGCCGAAGGUGCCGGGGUUUUUUUUCAACGAGCGAUCGCCGCCGAUGAUGAUGAAGUAUACAAAGUGGUUGCCGUGGAGUUACUCGCACGUUGGGGUUGAGCUUGCAUUGGAUCACAGGAACUCGCCGUUCUUAAAGCAGGCAGUUCAUGAUGAUCCGAUUCGUGCACAUAAUCUGGAGGCUCACCUGCAUUUGCUUGAUGGAUACCAUGGAAAAAACCAUAAAUUUGAGCUAGCAAGUGGAAGAGAUAUUGCAUUGGUGAACAAAGCCUCUGAUUUCCUGGAAGAUGAAUUUUUGGUCCCACCUAACUGGUGGCAGGAAGAAAAUAAGGGAAUGGUGAGGAACAAGGAUGGGCACUGGGUGCAGCCCGAACGCCGAGUACAUGAUCUCUAUUGUCACGGAACUCUGGAUGAUGAUCAUGUGCAAUAUUUAGACCUGGCCGGCUUCGGAUGAUCAACAUGGGGAUGAUCGUGCUGCUGCUUAGAGUACUACAUAUAUAUAUAUAUAUAUAUAAUAUAUAUAUAUAUAGUAUUAGGCUCCUCUUACUAGCUAGUACUUAAUUUGUUUAUAUGAAAAUUAAUACAAAAUUUAAUUAAUUAUAACUUAGACGUGC